Knipowitschia caucasica is the source of this 14037-nucleotide messenger RNA. NCBI's taxonomy places the organism in Eukaryota, Metazoa, Chordata, Actinopteri, Gobiiformes, Gobiidae. The record is from the annotation of a GenBank genome assembly.
AUGGAGGUACUGCAGUGCGACAGCUGUGACUUCCGCGCCGAGUCGUACGACGAGCUCAAGUCGCACAUUCAGGAAGUGCACACGGCGUUCCUGCAGCCGGCGGAUGCUGAGUCCGACUCUGUGAAGGAGGAGGAGGAAGAGGAGGAGGAGGAGGAAGAGGAGAAACAUGAGGAUAAGGAUGACACAGAUUAUGCCCCUCCUAAAUCUGGACCCAGCCCCACUACUGAUGCUCCCAACCACAAGUCACCAAAGCAGACGGCCGAGUCGCUGCUGCCGUUUUUCCAGUGCAAGUUCUGCGUCCGUUACUUCCGCUCCAAGUCCUUCUUGACGAAUCACACCAAAAAAGUGCACAAUGUCACGGAGGACGACUCUGAUGAAUCCAGCCUGUCGUCAGAGGCUUCGCAGCAGCCCAUUGGCGACGCCACGCACAACGAGCAUCCAAAAGUGUUUUCCUGCCAGUAUUGCUCUUACACAACUCCACGCAAAGCAAGGCUAAUCAAACACACACUUAUGUAUCACAACAAAGAAGCUAAUUCCUCAGAACCGACAGAACCCAGCGAGAAAAGCACGUUCACAUGCGAAUGGUGCCCUUAUCAGACUGACCAGAGAGAUAGCUGGACUAGCCACGUGCUGAAGGAACACGGCGAUGAGGUCGGGGCGGCUGCCGAGCUGGAGGACGAAGAGGGAGGCGUCUCACCGGUUCAUUCCUCUGGCAGAAGCCCAAACACGAGUUCCCAGGAGGAGACUCUUGGACCAGCAUCAGAGACAAACCUGGAGAAGCCUGUUGCAGAGAUUUCGUCUUUCCAAUACGCCCAGAUCAACGCAGCCACACCAAACAGCACCGGGGCCUCGAUUCUGUCCAAGAAAUUCACCUCGGCUGACCUGUCCAAGAACGUGUCAGAGAUGGACAACGAGGAGGAGUCCUGUAGCAGCUUGGAGGAUGACGAUGAUGACGAUGAUCUGGGCGAUACGGACACGCCGAGUUACACUGGGACUCUGUCUGCGGACAUGAAGCUGCUGUUGUCUGAGGAGGACAGUAAGCUAAUGGAGACUAAAGGAGUCCCGUUCAGGAAGUACAUGAACAGAUUCCAGUGUCCGUUUUGCUCGUUCCUCACCAUGCAUCGCAGGAGCAUCUCUCGUCACAUAGAAAACAUCCAUCUGUCGGGUAAAGCCACGGUCUACAAAUGCGACGAAUGCCCUUUCACUUCUACGAGCGCGCUAAAAUUGGGAACCCACAAACAGACGCAUACAUCCUCCCAGUGCCAGAUGUUCGACCUGACCGGCGAUAGUCCGGACUACGAGAACGACAGCGGGACAGAGCCAGCGAAUGGAAAUAAUGUUAUCAUGAAAGUAAAUGGCGCCACGAUGACCAGCACACCCACCAACCAGCAAAACCCCUUCCGUUGCACCCUCUGCAGCUUCUCGACCACAACCCUGAAAGGUCUAAGGGUUCACCAGCAGCAUAAACAUUCGUACUGUGACGAUUUGGACGCCACUGUCUUUGAUGGUCAGUUGAAUGACCAGCUGGAGGAUUCGAACUCUUCCCCGAUGUUGCUGCAAAAGGCCCAGACCUCAAUUUUAGGACUGGCAACUAAAAAGCCGUUGGUAGCGGCGAAAAGAGCGAGGAAGUCCAUUAAUGACUUGCCUUUGGAUUUGUCCUCCGUUAAGAAAAGAACUAGGAUUGAUGAAAUUGCCAGCAAUCUUCAGAGUAAGAUAAGCCAAAGUCAACAGGACAUGGUCAUAAAUCUGGAUGACCUAGAUGACGAGGACGGGAUGGGAAAUCAUAGUAACGCUAACAUGGACGACAGAAAUCAUGACGGACAGAACACAGUCUUCGCCUAUAGUUCGCAGCUGGACCAGGAUUCUCCGCUGGCCCACGAUGGCGCACGACUAGGAAAGCGAAAGAACAACCCCAAACUAAAGCACCGUAGCCUCCCACUGUCCUUCACACUCUCGGACGAUAGCGAAAACACUUCAGUAAACGCUGGAGACACUCUGCAAGACAGUAGCGACUUUUCGGAAGAGACUGGCAACAUGCGUUUCUAUUGCAAACACUGUGACUACCACAACAAGUCGGCGAGAAGCGUCAGCACCCACUACCAGAGGAUGCACCCAUACAUCAAGUUUAGCUUUAAGUACAUUCUCGACCCGGAAGACCAGAGCGCGGUGUUCCGUUGUUUAGAGUGUUAUAUCGAGUACACGAAUUACAACGAUCUACACCAACAUUACAUGGAUCACCACCCAGAAGCAAGUAACGUUCUCAACUUUAACCAGCCCGAUCUAGUCUACAUGUGUCGCUUCUGCUCCUAUACGAGUCCAAACGUCCGCAGCCUCAUGCCCCAUUACCAAAGAAUGCAUCCCACUGUCAAGAUCAACAACGCUAUGAUUUUUUCCAGUUAUUACGUAGAGCAGCCUGCCAAAACAGGCGAGUCGCAAACCCUCAGAGAGAUCUUAAACUCGGGGCCCAAGAGUUUGAGUUCAGCCGCUUCCAGUGUGAGGUCCAGCUCGAGUCCACACGGCAAAAGUGGCUCCAAGACUCCUGACAAUAGCACGGAUCUGGAGGUCAUUACAGAAGUGGGAGAUGGUAAUGUUGUCGUAUACGAUUGUGACAUGUGUUCCUUCGCCAGCCCAAACAUGCAUUCGGUUUUGGUUCACUAUCAAAAGAAGCACCCAGAGCAUAAAGCAUCUUAUUUCCGUAUUCAAAAAAAUAUGAAGGUUGUUUCUGUGGACCAGGGUAUGGGCUUGCAUGUUAGCGUAGCGUCGCCCUCAAAACCCUCUGUGAGUGCGAUUGCGUCCUAUGGGUCUGAUGAAGAAAUGUUCUACUGUAAGCAUUGUGUCUAUAGCAAUAGGUCAGUGGUCGGGGUAUUAGUCCAUUACCAAAAGAGACACCCAGAGGUGAAGGUGACGGCUAAAUAUAUAAAGAAUGGUCCACCGACUCAGGCCUUGAUGAAGUUAAUGGAUGAGUUACAGAUAGCGGCUCCUAAACAAUUCUUAAAGCAAAUUCAAAACAGUCGACAGGAAGAGUCCAACCCCAGUCCAGGAAAUGGAGACAAAGAUGAGCUUUUCUUCUGUCAGCACUGUGAUUACGGCAACCGCUCGGUGAAAGGGGUGCUCAUUCACUAUCAGAAGAAACACAAAGAAGCCAAGGCCAGUGCCGACCUGGUGCGACGUCACACCGCAGUGGUCCGGAGUCAACGCGAAAUGGUCCAGUCCAGCAGCGUGUCCUCCGCCAUCCUUGCCGUCCCGGACUGUGAGACCGGAACGCCACUGCGCUCGCUCAAGUGCAGACACUGCCUCUAUACGUCUCCUUAUGUUUAUGCUCUGAAAAAGCAUUUAAAGAAGGAGCAUCCCACUGUGAAAGCCACAGCUAUGACUAUUUUACACUGGGCGUACCAGGAUGGCGUCUUGGAGGCUGGCUACCACUGUGAAUGGUGCAUCUACUCUCAUGCGGAGCCUCAAGGUCUACUGGUCCACUACCAAAAACGCCAUCCGGAGCAUAAUGUCGAUUAUGCGUACAUGGCUAGCAAACUAUGGGCCGGACCAGAAACGCAAACAGGGAGCAAUGCAGAAACUAAACACUACAAAUGUAGAGACUGUGCUUUUGAAGCUUGCACCAUAUGGGACAUCACCAGUCACUAUCAAGCCAUUCACCCAUGGGUUAUAAAGGGAGACCAGUCCGUAUUGUUGGACAUUAUCCAAGGAACUGAGUCAGUAGAGAAAGCUCAGGCGUCUGUCCCCUGUGACGAGCCAUCUUUUGACUGUCAGCCGAUCGAGGAUGACUCCCCCCUGGUGAUCGCCACGCCCCCAAGAGAAACUCACUCUAACUCUCAUUCAGUGCACCCACGUCUUUCCAUCUCCACCAACUCCUACCAGUGCACGGUUUGUCUGUCCGAGUACAACAGCCUCCACGGCCUCCUCACUCACUACGGCAAGAAGCAUCCCGGCAUGAAAGUUAAAGCCGCGGAUUUCGCUCAGGAGGCCGACAUCAACCCCAGUUCUGUGUACAAAUGCAGACACUGUCCGUACGUGAAUUCUCGGAUCCACGGAGUCCUCACGCACUAUCAAAAAAGACACCCGCUUGUUAAAGUCACAGCCGAGGACUUUGCCGACGAUAUCGAACAAAUCACCGAUGUGCUGGAAGGAGACGACAAGUGCAAAACUCAACGGCAAGGAUUUGGCGCUUACCGGUGCAAGAUGUGUUCUUACACUCACGGGACGCUGGAGAAACUUAAAAUACACUACGAGAAAUGCCACAACCAGUCUGUCACUGAUAUACUAACUCCUUCUUUAACACAGUUUUCGAGUAAAGACGGCGAACUAGUUGCCGAGUGCAGUGCCUCAAACUCUGCCGGUGUUUCUCUAAUCCAAGAAUCGAGCGAAGUGGACUUUGGCGUGACUCGUCCUCCUGUGAACAAAACAGAAAAACAUGCAAUAUUUAAGUGUCAGCUCUGCAAAUACUUCUGCUCCACGAGGAAAGGCAUCGCCCGGCACUACCGCAUCAAGCACAACAACGUCCGAGCCCAGCCAGAGGGGAAGAACAACGUCUUCAAGUGCGCCCUGUGCCCUUACACCAACCCCAUUCGCAAAGGUCUGGCUGCGCACUACCAGAAACGCCAUGACAUCGACGCCUACUACACUCACUGUUUGGCCGCUUCCAAGACCAUGACGGACAAGCCAGUCAAAGUCCUCGCUCCCCCGCCCUUAGAAUCGGACACAAACUCCGAAAUGACCGAGGAGAUUCGCCUGGCGGUAGAGCAACGUAAGUGUUCCCUCUGUGCUUUCCAGGCCUUCAGCCGAAAGAGCAUCGUCUCACACUACAUCAAGCGCCACCCCGGUGUCUUCCCCAAGAAACAACAAACCAGCAAACUGGGAAGGUACUUCACGAUCAUCUACGCCAAAGACGAGCAAAGUGAGAAUAGCGCAAUGCAAGAAGAAGAAGAAGAAACCGCGGCUGUGGAAAUGCCGCUUCAGGAGGACAACGACGAGGAUACACUACCGUUCAAAUGCACCAAAUGCUUCCGGUUGUCGUUUAACUGCGGCGAGAUGCUGUCCAUGCAUUACAAUGACCACCACGGCGAAGACCUGAAGAGGGACUUCGGAGUGAUGCCUGGUCCGGAGGAGGAGGAGGACGAGGUGUACAAGUGUUCCCACUGCGAGCUCAGUUAUCAGAGUCUGGAAACGCUGGCCAAGCAUCUCAUGGGCCACAACGAGGAGUUCGAGAAAAGGGCCCUGAGGCAAGAGAGGAGGAAGAUUCUGCUGAGUAAAGUGAAGACCACGGAUGGGAAGGAGGAGAAGGAAACCCCGGACGACACCACUCCGAUCGGAUACAGGUGCAACUUCUGUACCGAGGUGCACACCACUCUGCGAGCCAUCUGUAACCACCUCCGGAAGCACGUGCAGUACGGAGAGGCCAAAGAAGGACAGGUCAAGCAGGAGGCGAGUGAAGUCCCGCUGACCCCGGCCUCAGAGACCCUCACCAACGGCGAUGUGGAGGUCCUGGGAUCCAACGGUCUUCAGGGUCUGGACCUGACGAGUCCCGACCCAGACCUGACCGAGCCGGAGGAGCUGCAGGCGGCGGCGGUGGUGACAGCUGUGCCGGGGGGCAAGGCGGCGGCGCUGGUGGCUGCCGCUCGGGCCAUGGCGUCCGGGACGAUGGUGAAGCAGCAGCGGCACUCGGACGGCGUAGGUCACCCCUGUGCGCAGUGCGACCGGGUCUUCAUGUCGAUGCAGGGUCUUCGCUCGCACGAGAGGAGCCACACGGCUAUGGCCAUGUUCAGCAAAGAGGACAAGUACAGCUGUCAGUACUGUCAGUUCGCCUCGCCGUUCAGGCACAACCUGGACAGACACAUACAGUCUCAUCACGGUCACCACAAACCCUUCAAGUGCAAGCUCUGUCCCUUUAAAUCCGCCUACAUGAACCGCCUGAAGAGCCACAUGCACAAGGCCCAUACAGCUCUGUCUCCCCCAUCUGUCUCCCACCUCUGUCUCUCACCUCUGUCUCCCACCUCUGUCUCCCAGCUCUGUCUCCCAGCUCUGUCUCCCACCUCUGUCUCUCACCUCUGUCUCUCACCUCUGUCUCCCACCUCUGUCUCUCACCUCUGUCUCCCACCUCUGUCUCUCACCUCUGUCUCUCACCUCUGUCUCCCACCUCUGUCUCCCACCUCUGUCUCCCAGCUCUGUCUCCUACCUCUGUCUCUCACCUUUGUCUCCCCCAUCUGUCUCCCACCUCUGUCUCCCCCAUCUGUCUCCCACCUCUGUCUCCCAGCUCUGUCUCCCACCUCUGUCUCCCACCUCUGUCUCCCAGCUCUGUCUCCCACCUCUGUCUCCCACCUCUGUCUCCCACCUCUGUCUCCCACCUCUGUCUCCCACCUCUGUCUCCCACCUCUGUCUCCCACCUCUGUCUCUCACCUCUGUCUCUCACCUCUGUCUCCCACCUCUGUCUCUCACCUCUGUCUCUCACCUCUGUCUCUCACCUCUGUCUCUCACCUCUGUCUCUCACCUCUGUCUCCCACCUCUGUCUCCCACCUCUGUCUCCCAGCUCUGUCUCCUACCUCUGUCUCUCACCUUUGUCUCCCCCAUCUGUCUCCCACCUCUGUCUCCCCCAUCUGUCUCCCACCUCUGUCUCCCAGCUCUGUCUCCCACCUCUGUCUCCCACCUCUGUCUCCCAGCUCUGUCUCCCACCUCUGUCUCCCACCUCUGUCUCCCACCUCUGUCUCCCACCUCUGUCUCCCACCUCUGUCUCCCACCUCUGUCUCCCACCUCUGUCUCCCACCUCUGUCUCUCACCUCUGUCUCCCACCUCUGUCUCCCACCUCUGUCUCUCACCUCUGUCUCUCACCUCUGUCUCUCACCUCUGUCUCCCACCCUGUCUCCCACCUCUGUCUCCCACCUCUGUCUCUCACCUCUGUCUCCCACCUCUGUCUCUCACCUCUGUCUCUCACCUCUGUCUCUCACCUCUGUCUCCCACCUCUGUCUCCCACCUCUGUCUCUCACCUCUGUCUCUCACCUCUGUCUCUCACCUCUGUCUCCCACCUCUGUCUCUCACCUCUGUCUCCCACCUCUGUCUCCCACCUCUGUCUCCCACCUCUGUCUCUCACCUCUGUCUCCCACCUCUGUCUCACACCUCUGUCUCCCACCUCUGUCUCUCACCUCUGUCUCCCACCUCUGUCUCUCACCUCUGUCUCCCACCUCUGUCUCCCACCUCUGUCUCUCACCUCUGUCUCUCACCUCUGUCUCCCACCUCUGUCUCUCACCUCUGUCUCUCACCUCUGUCUCCCACCUCUGUCUCUCACCUCUGUCUCUCACCUCUGUCUCCCACCUCUGUCUCCCACCUCUGUCUCUCACCUCUGUCUUUCACCUCUGUCUCCCACCUCUGUCUCUCACCUCUGUCUCUCACCUCUGUCUCCCACCUCUGUCUCCCACCUCUGUCUCUCACCUCUGUCUCCCACCUCUGUCUCCCACCUCUGUCUCUCACCUCUGUCUCUCACCUCUGUCUCCCACCUCUGUCUCCCACCUCUGUCUCCCACCUCUGUCUCCCACCUCUGUCUCCCACCUCUGUCUCCCACCUCUGUCUCCCACCUCUGUCUCUCACCUCUGUCUCCCACCUCUGUCUCCCACCUCUGUCUCUCACCUCUGUCUCUCACCUCUGUCUCCCACCUCUGUCUCCCACCUCUGUCUCCCACCUCUGUCUCCCACCUCUGUCUCCCACCUCUGUCUCCCACCUCUGUCUCCCACCUCUGUCUUUCACCUCUGUCUCCCACCUCUGUCUCUCACCUCUGUCUCCCACCUCUGUCUCCCACCUCUGUCUCCCACCUCUGUCUCUCACCUCUGUCUCCCACCUCUGUCUCCCACCUCUGUCUCUCACCUCUGUCUCUCACCUCUGUCUCCCACCUCUGUCUCCCACCUCUGUCUCCCACCUCUGUCUCCCACCUCUGUCUCUCACCUCUGUCUCUCACCUCUGUCUCCCACCUCUGUCUCCCACCUCUGUCUCUCACCUCUGUCUCUCACCUCUGUCUCCCACCUCUGUCUCUCACCUCUGUCUCCCACCUCUGUCUCCCACAUCUGUCUCCCACCUCUGUCUCCCACCUCUGUCUCUCACCUCUGUCUCCCACCUCUGUCUCUCACCUCUGUCUCCCACCUCUGUCUCUCACCUCUGUCUCCCACCUCUGUCUCUCACCUCUGUCUCCCACCUCUGUCUCUCACCUCUGUCUCCCACCUCUGUCUCCCACCUCUGUCUCUCACCUCUGUCUCCCACCUCUGUCUCCCACCUCUGUCUCCACCUCUGUCUCCCACUUCUGUCUCUCACAUCUGUCUCUCACCUGUCUCUCACAUCUGUCUCUCACAUCUGUCUCUCACCUGUCUCUCACCUCUGUCUCCCACCUCUGUCUCUCACCUCUGUCUCCCACCUCUGUCUCUCACCUCUGUCUCCCACCUCUGUCUCUCACCUCUGUCUCCCACCUCUGUCUCCCACCUCUGUCUCUCACCUCUGUCUCCCACCUCUGUCUCUCACCUCUGUCUCCCACCUCUGUCUCUCACCUCUGUCUCCCACCUCUGUCUCCCACCUCUGUCUCCCACCUCUGUCUCCCACCUCUGUCUCUCACCUCUGUCUCCCACCUCUGUCUCUCACCUCUGUCUCCCACCUCUGUCUCUCACCUCUGUCUCUCCCACCUCUGUCUCUCACCUCUGUCUCUCACCUCUGUCUCUCACCUCUGUCUCCCACCUCUGUCUCCCACCUCUGUCUCUCACCUCUGUCUCCCACCUCUGUCUCCCACCUCUGUCUCCCACCUCUGUCUCUCACCUCUGUCUCCCACCUCUGUCUCCCACCUCUGUCUCCCACCUCUGUCUCUCACCUCUGUCUCCCACCUCUGUCUCUCACCUCUGUCUCCCACCUCUGUCUCCCACCUCUGUCUCUCACCUCUGUCUCUCACCUCUGUCUCCCACCUCUGUCUCUCACCUCUGUCUCCCACCUCUGUCUCUCACCUCUGUCUCUCACCUCUGUCUCUCACCUCUGUCUCCCACCUCUGUCUCACACCUCUGUCUCCCACCUCUGUCUCCCACCUCUGUCUCCCACCUCUGUCUCCCACCUCUGUCUCCCACCUCUGUCUCCCACCUCUGUCUCCCACCUCUGUCUCUCACCUCUGUCUUUCACCUCUGUCUCCCACCUCUGUCUCUCACCUCUGUCUCUCACCUCUGUCUCCCACCUCUGUCUCCCACCUCUGUCUCUCACCUCUGUCUCCCACCUCUGUCUCCCACCUCUGUCUCCCACCUCUGUCUCUCACCUCUGUCUCUCACCUCUGUCUCCCACCUCUGUCUCCCACCUCUGUCGCUCACCUCUGUCUCUCACCUCUGUCUCCCACCUCUGUCUCUCACCUCUGUCUCCCACCUCUGUCUCCCACAUCUGUCUCCCACCUCUGUCUCCCACCUCUGUCUCUCACCUCUGUCUCCCACCUCUGUCUCUCACCUCUGUCUCCCACCUCUGUCUCUCACCUCUGUCUCCCACCUCUGUCUCUCACCUCUGUCUCCCACCUCUGUCUCUCACCUCUGUCUCCCACCUCUGUCUCCCACCUCUGUCUCUCACCUCUGUCUCCCACCUCUGUCUCCCACCUCUGUCUCUCACCUCUGUCUCCCACUUCUGUCUCUCACAUCUGUCUCUCACCUGUCUCUCACAUCUGUCUCUCACAUCUGUCUCUCACCUGUCUCUCACCUCUGUCUCCCACCUCUGUCUCUCACCUCUGUCUCCCACCUCUGUCUCCCACCUCUGUCUCUCACCUCUGUCUCCCACCUCUGUCUCUCACCUCUGUCUCCCACCUCUGUCUCUCACCUCUGUCUCCCACCUCUGUCUCCCACAUCUGUCUCCCACCUCUGUCUCCCACAUCUGUCUCCCACCUCUGUCUCCCACCUCUGUCUCUCACCUCUGUCUCUCACCUCUGUCUCUCACCUCUGUCUCCCACCUCUGUCUCUCACCUCUGUCUCUCACCUCUGUCUCUCACCUCUGUCUCCCACCUCUGUCUCCCACCUCUGUCUCUCACCUCUGUCUCCCACCUCUGUCUCCCACCUCUGUCUCCCACCUCUGUCUCUCACCUCUGUCUCCCACCUCUGUCUCCCACCUCUGUCUCCCACCUCUGUCUCUCACCUCUGUCUCCCACCUCUGUCUCUCACCUCUGUCUCCCACCUCUGUCUCCCACCUCUGUCUCUCACCUCUGUCUCUCACCUCUGUCUCCCACCUCUGUCUCUCACCUCUGUCUCCCACCUCUGUCUCUCACCUCUGUCUCUCACCUCUGUCUCUCACCUCUGUCUCCCACCUCUGUCUCACACCUCUGUCUCCCACCUCUGUCUCCCACCUCUGUCUCCCACCUCUGUCUCCCACCUCUGUCUCCCACCUCUGUCUCCCACCUCUGUCUCCCACCUCUGUCUCUCACCUCUGUCUUUCACCUCUGUCUCCCACCUCUGUCUCUCACCUCUGUCUCUCACCUCUGUCUCCCACCUCUGUCUCCCACCUCUGUCUCUCACCUCUGUCUCCCACCUCUGUCUCCCACCUCUGUCUCCCACCUCUGUCUCUCACCUCUGUCUCUCACCUCUGUCUCCCACCUCUGUCUCCCACCUCUGUCUCUCACCUCUGUCUCUCACCUCUGUCUCCCACCUCUGUCUCUCACCUCUGUCUCCCACCUCUGUCUCCCACAUCUGUCUCCCACCUCUGUCUCCCACCUCUGUCUCUCACCUCUGUCUCCCACCUCUGUCUCUCACCUCUGUCUCCCACCUCUGUCUCUCACCUCUGUCUCCCACCUCUGUCUCUCACCUCUGUCUCCCACCUCUGUCUCUCACCUCUGUCUCCCACCUCUGUCUCCCACCUCUGUCUCUCACCUCUGUCUCCCACCUCUGUCUCCCACCUCUGUCUCUCACCUCUGUCUCCCACUUCUGUCUCUCACAUCUGUCUCUCACCUGUCUCUCACAUCUGUCUCUCACAUCUGUCUCUCACCUGUCUCUCACCUCUGUCUCCCACCUCUGUCUCUCACCUCUGUCUCCCACCUCUGUCUCCCACCUCUGUCUCUCACCUCUGUCUCCCACCUCUGUCUCUCACCUCUGUCUCCCACCUCUGUCUCUCACCUCUGUCUCCCACCUCUGUCUCCCACAUCUGUCUCCCACCUCUGUCUCCCACAUCUGUCUCCCACCUCUGUCUCCCACCUCUGUCUCUCACCUCUGUCUCUCACCUCUGUCUCCCACCUCUGUCUCUCACCUCUGUCUCUCACCUCUGUCUCCCACCUCUCUCCCACCUCUGUCUCUCACCUCUGUCUCCCACCUCUGUUCCCACCUCUGUCUCCCACCUCUGUCUCUCACCUCUGUCUCCCACCUCUGUCUCUCACCUCUGUCUCCCACCUCUGUCUCCCACCUCUGUCUCUCACCUCUGUCUCUCACCUCUGUCUACCACCUCUGUCUCCCACCUCUGUCUCUCACCUCUGUCUCACCUCUGUCUCCCACCUCUGUCUCUCACCUCUGUCUCCCACCUCUGUCUCCCACCUCUGUCUCUCACCUCUGUCUCUCACCUCUGUCUCUCACCUCUGUCUCCCACCUCUGUCUCUCACCUCUGUCUCUCACCUCUGUCUCCCACCUCUGUCUCUCACCUCUGUCUCUCACCUGUCUCCCACCUCUGUCUCUCACCUCUGUCUCUCACCUCUGUCUCCCACCUCUGUCUCCCACCUCUGUCUCUCACCUCUGUCUCUCACCUCUGUCUCCCACCUCUGUCUCCCACAUCUGUCUCCCACCUCUGUCUCCCACAUCUGUCUCCCACCUCUGUCUCCCACCUCUGUCUCUCACCUCUGUCUCUCACCUCUGUCUCCCACCUCUGUCUCCCACCUCUGUCUCCCACCUCUGUCUCUCACCUCUGUCUCUCACAUCUGUCUCCCACCUCUGUCUCUCACCUCUGUCUCCCACCUCUGUCUCCCACCUCUGUCUCCCACCUCUGUCUCUCACCUCUGUCUCUCACCUCUGUCUCCCACCUCUGUCUCCCACCUCUGUCUCUCACCUGUCUCCCACCUCUGUCUCUCACCUCUGUCUCCCACCUCUGUCUCUCACCUCUGUCUCCCACCUCUGUCUCCCACCUCUGUCUCUCACCUCUGUCUCCCACCUCUGUCUCCCACCUCUGUCUCUCACCUCUGUCUCUCACCUCUGUCUCCCACCUCUGUCUCUCACCUCUGUCUCCCACCUCUGUCUCCCACCUCUGUCUCUCACCUCUGUCUCCCACCUCUGUCUCCCACCUCUGUCUCCCACCUCUGUCUCCCACCUCUGUCUCUCACCUCUGUCUCCCACCUCUGUCUCUCACCUCUGUCUCUCACCUCUGUCUCCCACCUCUGUCUCACACCUCUGUCUCUCACCUCUGUCUCCCACCUCUGUCUCUCACCUCUGUCUCUCACCUCUGUCUCCCACCUCUGUCUCCCACCUCUGUCUCUCACCUCUGUCUCCCACCUCUGUCUCCCACCUCUGUCUCUCACCUCUGUCUCUCACCUCUGUCUCCCACCUCUGUCUCACAACUGUGGUUGUGUGUCCAGGUGAGACGCACAUGUACAAGUGUCUGUCGUGUGCGUUCUCCUCCACCACCAUCAGUCAGCUGAAGGAGCACUCGCAGAGGGACCACGGGGAGACGCUGACGCUUCCCAAGCUGCGGGCCGCGACCCAGGCAGCACACCUGUCCAUGAAGCCACGCCUCAGCUCUCACUCGGACCAGGGCCCUCUCUCUCUGGCUGAUGAUCCCUCGUACCUGGAGCCAGUGGACGUCCGGCAGCAGCUGAGUCAGUACCAGUUGGCCUCUCGCUCUCAGAUGUGCGGGUCCUCGGGGACGGGGGGGGCCUCUGCGGUGAGUGACCAUCGUCCAGAGGGGGUCUACACCUGCGAGUACUGCGAGUUCAGCUCCGGCUACAUCCAGAGCGUCAGGCGCCACUACAGGGACCGCCACGGCGGACAGAAGCUUUUCAAGUGCAAAGACUGUCACUUCUUCACCUGCAGCAAGGAGACUCUGGCGAAACACGCAGAGGCCGGUCACAGCAGCAGCAGCAGCAGCCUCAGCGUUCCCGAGGAGCCCCUGAAAGACCUGCGCUGCCCCCUGUGUCUGUACCACACCAAGAGCAAGAGCAACAUGAUCGACCACAUCGUCCUCCACCGAGAGGAGCGUGUGGCGCCGUUGGAGGUGAGCCGGUCCAAACUGUCCCGUCACCUCCAGGGCCUGGUGUUCCGCUGCCACAAGUGCACUUUCACCUGCUCCAGCGACCAGGCCCUGCAGACCCACCUCCACAAGCACCAGGCCGAGGUGAAGCCGUACCAGUGCCAGCUCUGCUACUACGACAGCAGCCGCAAGAGCCAGCUGGAGGAGCACCUCCGCCUGCAGCACAAGGUCAUCCGUAACUUUGAGCUGAUGGGUCGUGUGAACCUGGACCGACUGGAGAUGGUCAAAGAUCCCAGCAGCAGCAGCGCAGAGGAGGAGGAAGAGGAGCACGAGGAGACGCAGGCCGAGGAGGAGGAGGAGGAGGAGGCGGGACCUGUCAUUGAGGACGACGUCAUGGAGGACACUGAAGCCGGAGAGGAAGUGAGAGAGACAGACCAGGACGAGCCCAUGGAACUGAACACACAUGAGGAGGAAAGACAAGAACCAUCCGAAGACACGAAGGAAACAACUGAAGAAAUUUCCAGGGUUCCAGAGGUCCGGUCCUCUCCGACCAGCAGCGGCGGCGGCACCGGGCUGAACGGCGAGGAGGGGAAACGUCUUCCGUGUGAGUUCUGUGGACGCUGCUUCACCAACAGCUCUGAGUGGGAGCGCCACGUUCAACGCCACGGCAUGGUGAUCCAUAGUCCUCCCACAGACACCAGCAGCUGCUCGGCGACAGAGGCCUCGUCGACCCAGGCCUCCACACAGGAGCCUGGACUGGACCUGUCCCACACUGUCAGGGAGGACCAGGACCUUCGUACCGAGCCCCAGACCCAGAGCCCGAGCCGACGCGAGGAGCACGACGGCGGGAUCCUCCACACCACAAAUGAUCCUCAGUUGGUGUGA